UAUGCAGAAUAGCAAUAAAGUAAUAACGCCAUGAAGCAAAGGUUGGAACAACAAGCACCAAUAUUUCCGUCAGUCUAUUUUGAUUCGGAUUCCUUUCAAGCUGCUAACAGAAAGAAGCGGUUGAGGCUGGGACAGUUUCGGUUCAGUGACUUGGGCCUAGUGAGGCUUUAUUUAUGAUUUUUGGCAAAAAUCUUCAGCGUCCAAGAGAGAAUGGACACAAGCCGCACGAUUUGUGGCCCCCACAUCUUGCUGUUCAUCCUGUUCGCAGUUCUUCAGAUAAAUGCAACUGCUGCUGUUAAUAACCACUGCUCUCCCAACAAGGCUUGUUGUGUUUCAGAAAAUCCCAUACACGUGAAAGAGAAUAACAAUGCAAACCUGGUCAUCAGUAAUAUAACAAUAAGGGAACCUCCGGUUACAAUAUUAGAUCCGUCAAAGACACCUGAUGUUGCUGUCAAUGGGACCACACUGGUGCUCACAAAAACAAUCGAUUUUGAGAAUCUGACGUCACCUGUAAUACUAUUCACAUUGCACUGUGGAAUGCUGGCGGAACAACUGCCAUUAAUUAUUGAGAUCCACAACGAGAAUGACAAUAUUCCCAAGUUCCCCGAAAAGGUAUUGAAUUACAGCAUUAAUGAGUUAUUCCCUGUUAAUAAAACCUGGAAAACAGUGGCAGCAAAUGAUCCUGAUAAUGACCAAAUUUUCUACCAUUUGGAUCCAAACACAGAUGGAGCAAAAUAUUUCAAGUUAAAGACUCAAAAUACACCCGAGAUUAUUCUCAAAAAGCCAAUAGAUUAUGAGAAGACCAAGAUCUUACAACUGAUUUUAUCUGCAAUGGAAAGUCCAAAUGGUAAUGUCACUGAUACAGUGAGUAUCAAUAUUAGUGUUUUGGAUCAAGAUAACAAGCCACCAGAGUUUGAACCCUGUAUUGAAAUUGUCGGUCCCACUGCCAGCAUCUGCCGUAAUGCAAUAUACACAGGAAAUAUCAAGCUAGGCGUGACUGAGACUAGUCCACUGCAGCUGAAACCUCAGCAGAUUCAAGCUGUUGAUGGUGAUAAAGGAAUCAAUACCUUGAUUCAAUACAGAAUGGUGCAUGAUUACGGAAAAACUUUUAAAAUUAACCAAAACACUGGGGAGAUAACCAUGAGUAAACCUGUAAAAAGCCUAAAUCCAGUUGCACUGACAGUUGUGGCUUAUCAGGAGAAUGAUCACUACAAAUAUUCCAUGACCACUGUUACUCUCAACGUUUUGGAGGUAAACAAAUGCCCACCACAGUUUACAAAGACAAUCUAUUAUGGGAAUAUGCAAGAAAACUCAGAACCUGGAAGUAUUGUCUUCGAACAGGGUUCAACUUCAAAACCUGUUAUAAUUAAGGCUGAGGAUUGUGACUUUCCUGAUAAAAUAAAUCCUUCAAUAAAAUAUAAAAUUACACCGAGUAAUAAUUUCAUCAUUAACAGAGAUGGAUUUAUCUUUACUAAGACUAAACUUGUUGCAUCCAACCUAUACGAUCUAUUGGUAACAGCAAUUGAUGACGAACAUGGACAAAAUGCUACAACAAAACUCAAAGUGCAAGUUACCAGCAGUGAUGCACCAAUAACUGUGAAAACAACAACACAUGGAAAUGGGACACCAGAACCACCCACUAAACCUCCUGGAACUGGGGCAUCAACUCCAACAAAGAUCCCUCCUCAACCCCCAGGAGUCACAACAGCAAAGCCCCCUGGACCUGGGACUGGUACUACAGCAACAACAACUGUGAAAACGACCACAUCCAAUGGAAAUGGAACACCAAAACCACCAAGUAAACCUCCUGGGACCAAGCCAACCAGCACUGGGCCAUCAACUCCAACAAAAGUCCCUCCUAGACCCCCACAAGGAUCCACAACAGCAAAACCCCCUGGACCCGGACCAACAACCACCAAACCUCAUGUCUCUGGAUCAAUAACAACCAAUAACCCUGAGCCUCCUGGGUCAAUAACUCCAUCCAGGAAACCACCCGAUGGAUCAGGAACAACAACAACAACAACUGUGAAAACGACCACAUCCAAUGGAAAUGGAACACCAAAACCACCAAGUAAACCUCCUGGGACCAAGCCAACCAGCACUGGGCCAUCAACUCCAACAAAAGUCCCUCCUAGACCCCCACAAGGAUCCACAACAGCAAAACCCCCUGGACCCGGACCAACAACCACCAAACCUCAUGUCUCUGGAUCAAUAACAACCAAUAACCCUGAGCCUCCUGGGUCAAUAACUCCAUCCAGGAAACCACCCGAUGGAUCAGGAACAACAAGCUUACCAGCAGUAAACCCAAAGUUGAUGUAUGAAGCAAAACACAUGGCAGCGCUUGGAGUUCCAUUAGCCAUAUUGCUCAUUAUUUGUUUCAUCAUCAUUGGAAUUCUUCUUCGCAAACUCCACGUGAGGAAAAUGGAAUGGGAAAGAUUACAGGAUAGAUCAUUGACAAAGUUUUCCAGAGGUUCAUUGCAGUCAAACAGUGACAAGCUGCAAUUUACAAAUGAAGGAUAUUUGGAGAAAGCAAAAUCUGAAGGGACUGAAAAGUUAAGUUGGCCAAGGUGGAAGAAUCCUCCCAUCUUAGAAUCUAGUGGUCUGGCUGCUAUCCUGGAACCACCAAAGGAAAACAGCAAUCCAACAGAAUCCUCGGAUAUCCAAUCUGCCACCAUAUCCCAAAGUACCAAUGCUGUCUCCACCAUCCAAGAAAAUGACAAAGCACAUCGCUCCUCCGAAGAGACUGAGAAUGACACAGAGGUUAAAUCCAUCCUCACCAAGGAGAGGAGGUCAGAUGAAGGCUAUAAGUCAGUGUGGUUUAAGGAGGAUAUCCAGCCAGAAGCAAAUGAAGAACAUGUAAUAGAGUGGCAUGAUGAUGAAGAAGUGGUAGAAGAAGGUUACUCUGAUCUGGAUAGCAUAAACAAAGAUGACUGUAUGAUACAACUGAAGUCAUAUGAUAAACAUUCUAUCACCCUUUAGAUCCAUCAACAGCCGACUCACAAAAGCAGAAAAUAAGAAAUCAUAAUUAUUUUUGUAAAUUAAUGCACUGCAUGCGUUGCUUUCUUAAAGAUGUUUAGAAAUGCCCAGAGCUUGCAUCUGUGGAACACUUUAGGCAUCUUAAAGAACAUGCUGCCCACUGCAAGCCCAUCUACACUGUAUAAUCAAGGUGCCUGCAUGUGCCCACAUUUUAACCAAAACUCUCUUCACUCAAUCAGUCAAUGAAAGUGACAUUGUACCUCCAAUUUAAACUCAUAAGAAUAAUGAUUAUCUUCCAUUUGCAUUAAAUCCAUAUUUCAAAAGAUCUGAAGUGUAAUUUUUUUAAAUGCAAAUUCUGCACGUAAAAGUUUAACAAUAUCAGCUGAUCAGUUGCCAGUGAAUUCCCAAACUGAUCUCAUUACCCAUAACCCUGCAUCAACCUCAAACAAAUCCCAUUGUCUCAGACUCUUCGUAGCCCUGUAUCAAUCCCAAAGUAAUCCUACUGCCCUGAAAUGUCAUUCAACCCGAAACUUUAACUCUGGUUCUCUCUCCAAAGAUGCUACCAGGCCAUUCUCUUUUGUUCACAGGAAGUCAUUGACUUUAUUGCCCAUCCCUAAUCAACAAUUAAUUGGUAAGCAGCAGUCUUUGGGCUCAGGAUUUUGAUCCAGUGACACUGAUAUAGCUCCAAGUUGGUGAGUGACUUAGUUGGGAACUUGUAGGUGGUAGUGUUAUCAUGUAUCUUUUACCAUUGUUCUUUUAGGCAGUAGAGGUUGUGGGUUUGGAACAUGAAAGAACCUAGUUGUGUUACUGCAGUGCAUAUUGUUGAUGGGAUAUAGUACUGGCACACUGUGUUAACAGUGAAGGAAGUGAAUGUCAAAGGUGGUGAAUAAAAUUCGAAUCAAAUGGAUCACUUUGUUCUGCAGCGAGUCAAGCAUCCUGAGUGUUGUUGGAGCUUCACUCCAAGUGGAGAAUAUUCCAUAAUACUCCUGACUUGUGUCUUUUGGAUGGAGGCUAGACUUUGGGGAGACAAGAGGUGAAUUACUCGCCAACAAAAGUCCUACCCUCUGACCUGCUGUUUCAUCCACGGAAUUUAUUUGGCUUGUUCAGUUCAGUUUCUGAUCAAUUAUAACUUCUGGAAUGUUAUUAGUUGGGAAUUAGCAAUGGUAAUGUCAUUGAACAUUGAGGGGCGAUGGUUAGUUUCUCUCAUUUUAAAUGAUCAUUCCCUGGCACUUGUGUGACAUGAAUGUUACUUGUCACUUAUCCACCCAAACCCAGGUCUUGCUGCCCAUAUGGACACAGACUGCUUCAAUACCUGAGGAGUCACAAGUGACAGUAAACACCAGGCAACUAACAGUGAUCAUCCCCACUUCUAACUUAUGAUGGAGGGAAGGUCACCUGCUGAGUUAUUUCCAGCAUCCUCUGUGUUUAUUUCAGAUCUCCUGAAUCAAUAUGUUUAGCUUUGAACCCAGCCCAUAGCCCUGUAUCAAUCCCAAACUAAUUGCAUUGCUCACUCUCGCCAAAUUGCAUCGUAUCAAACCCAAACUAAUCCCAAUAGGCCCUGCUUUCCCCUUCUAACCUUACAAAAUACUGCAGCUAAGGAUUCGUCUUGUUUCUCCUUUGAAAGAUUUAAUGGUGAUCUCUGUCUCAGCCAUUCCCUUUGCUAUGAAUUCCAUGCUCUGAAAUUUUUCCUCAGCCCACUCCUCACCCUUAUUAGUGUCCCCACAACACUGAUGAUCCUAUUAGAAGAUAAACCUCCUCCACUCCAAACAACACCCAGUCACUCCAUCUCUGUUUCCUCUGUCAUCCACAUUCUAUUUUUCCACUUAAUAAAAGUCCUUUCUGUAGAACCUUUAUGACCUCAGGGCAUUACAAAAAAGCAUUUUUGAAUUGGAAGUAUUGUUGUAAUUGAGAAAACAUAGUAAUCAUUUUGCACACAGCAAGUUCCCACAGCCAACAAUGUGAUAACGAUCAGACUGCCAGAUCUUACAGGUGAUGACCGAGGGCUAAAUAUCAAACAAGACACUGAAGAGAAGUUACCCACUCUUCUUCAAAAUAUGACAAGGGGAUCUUUGGGAGCUAUUGGGAGUAUUGGUUGGUUAGUUUAACACUUUAUCUGAAAGACUAUACCUUCAACAGUGUGGAACUCCCAUUGUACUGCACUGGAAGGUCAACCUUCAUUUUGCUCACAACCUCUGGGGCAAGUUGGCGAAGGUUUUCAUUUUAAUUUGGAGUUGGGUAAGGGAUGGCAGUAGGAGACUGGAGUGAGUGACAAUCUCAUACAGUGAGACCCAGGUGGAUUCUGACCCCAGGCAUUUUAUUCAGAUUCGGUUUCUGAUCGCGUCUAGCCCCAACAAAAUAAAUCUCUCAGCAAUAUACCACAGUAACAAGGUAAUGAGGAAGUGAAUGCUGAGGUGAUUGAAGGGAGUGUGGAGGGAGGGAGAAGAGUGUUGUGUGUGGGAUCUUGUUGUGCAUGAGUCAGUUACCAUGUCUUGUGUAUUAUAAAAGUGGCUCAUCUUCAAAACUGCUUCAUUGGCUGCAAAGAGCAGUGGAACAGCCCUAUUUUGUGAAAGAUGCCUCAGAAAUGCUAGUUCUCUAUUUCCUGGAGGAGAUAUUUGUGGUUCCCUGGAAGAAACAAUAAAGUUUCUUAUUAAUGAACUCAGAUAACUGCACGAACCAUAAGAGCAUACCUUGGGGAAUUUAUAUACAUUAUUGAGUUACUUGAGAUUAAAUUAUGAGAUUAAAUAAUAAUGUUGUUGCUUUCUUAUCAAAGCUUGCUAGUUAUAUUCAGCUUGAGAUUGAUAUUGUAUGCAGGCGGUGUCUCUGGAUGUGUGCCCGAACUGUUUGACUAGAAACCUUCGUGGCCCUGAUGUAAUAAUCAGCAGACCACUUCACUAAGUUCUCAGGAAACUUGUGGUUAGUAAUAAGUCUUUGUGAGACAGAGAAGACACACCUCAGUGAAAUGGACUCUUUUAAGCCAGUAGCAGCAGCUAUCCCAAGCAAAGAAGGUGCUGGAGAAACUCAGCAGGUCUGCAGUAUCUGUGGCAAGAGAAACAGAGUUAAUGUUUUAAGUCCAAUGAACCUUUGUCAGAACUGAAAACAGUGGGCAAAGGUGUGGUAUGUAUGCUCAUGACAGGUUAUGGGGUCAGGGGAAAGCAGAGAAGGAGACAUAGGGCUUGUUGAUAGUAAGAAGGGGAAGAAGUAAAUGCUGAAAAGGUGAUAACAGGAACUAUGAAAUACACAGGAUAGGGCGCGGAGGUGUGCCAGCGGAUAACAGACAGCUAAUUCAUCUCACUAAUGUGCAGCAAGAUGCUUAUGUAGUGAUCAGUCAUUGGAGGGACAGAGUUGCUAAUCUCGAAACACCAACCUUAUCAAUAGAAAAAAGUGAAAAGCAAUUUGGUAAAGCCCAAUACAAAGGCUGACUAAAGCCAUACCCCUCAGCUCUUCCUGUGCUCACCUGAUCCAUUUGUGUCCGUGAAUCCACAUUUGGUCCGGUCGAUCAAUUUCCUGGGAGAGGAAAUAGUCCAAACCUGUUCCAAAAGUAAUUCUGAGAUAAUGGGAACUGCAGAUGCUGGAGAUUCCAAGAUAAUAAAAUGUGAGGCUGGAUGAACACAGCAGGCCAAGCAGCAUCUCAGGAGCACAAAAGCUGACGUUUCGGGCCUGGACCCUUCAUCAGAGAGGGGGAUGGGGGGAGGG
Messenger RNA from Stegostoma tigrinum, 6669 nucleotides. It is a transcript of the gene cdhr5b, whose product is annotated as cadherin-related family member 5b. Gene Ontology annotation, molecular function: cadherin binding; calcium ion binding. The transcript has 17 exons. The coding region runs from base 211 to 2979 and encodes 922 amino acids. The record is from RefSeq and is a predicted model, not a curated record. Lineage: Eukaryota; Metazoa; Chordata; Chondrichthyes; Orectolobiformes; Stegostomatidae. Gene Ontology annotation, biological process: cell morphogenesis; cell-cell junction assembly; multicellular organism development. Gene Ontology annotation, cellular component: membrane; catenin complex; adherens junction.